AUCAUCCUCUUGUUGUAGUAACCUCCCUAGUAACCAUAGUAACCAUAGUAACCAUAGUAACCAUAGUAACCAUCCGAGAUGUCAUCUCCCUCUCCUCUCAAGCUGUUAGUGAUGACGGUGCUAUUAGUAGUUGUAAGAGCCGGAGGUAAUCAGUGCUCAACGAAAUGCCAUUUCGACCAGGCUCAACACGGGAUGCCUAUGUUAGAAGUAGCUCCAGGCCAGUAUCAGGGGCCGGUACUGUAUAUUGAGGAUUGUGAUACGGACUGCCCUCUUCCUGAGGUGUGUUUGCAUAGUCAAGAUCCGGACAACACUCGCAACAUUUCCAACGUCUGCGCUCCUGCUAGUAGUUUGUGCGACUUCAACCAAGACACCAAUUGUAUGCACCAUAUAAUUGAGAGCUUAGGGGAUGCCCUGCCUUUUCCUUUCGAGAAAGAUCCAACUGUUCCUGAGGCCCCAACUGUUCCUGAGGCCCCAACUGUUCCUGAGGCCCCAACUGUUCCUGAGGCCCCAACUGUUCCUGAGGCCCCAACUGUUCCUGAGGCCCCAACUGUUCCUAAGGCCCCAACUGUUCCUGAGGCCCCAACUGUUCCUGAGGCCCCAACUGUUCUUGAGGCCCCGGUUGUUGCACCAACCCCUGUUAAGAAUAUACCAGUUAACAAUGAUCUCACCGAGGCAGAUGAGACCAAUGUUGAGACGAAUGAAACAGAUGAGACAGUUGAGACGGAUGAAACAGAUGAGACAGUUGAGACGGAUGAGACAGUUGAGACGGAUGAGACAGUUGAGACGGAUGAGACAGUUGAGACGGAUGAGACAGUUGAGACGGAUGAGACAGUUGAGACGGAUGAGACAGUUGAGACGGAUGAGACAGUUGAGACGGAUGAGACAGUUGAGACGGAUGAGACAGUUGAGACGGGUGAAGAUGAGAAGGAUGAGACGGACGAAGAUGGCAGCAAUGUUGAAUCUGCUGGAUGUCUAACUAGCUUCUCUUCUCUGGUGGUUACCUCACUACUGCUCACCUCCUUGCUUGUAUUUCAUUAGAGAAGUUAUUGUUAAGUAUGAUCAGAGCUGCAAAUACCGAGCUGACAUUGGGAACCCUAAAUAGG
Molecule: messenger RNA, 1103 nt
Organism: Bolinopsis microptera
Lineage: Eukaryota; Metazoa; Ctenophora; Tentaculata; Lobata; Bolinopsidae
Product: integumentary mucin A.1-like
Exons: 2
Coding region: 79-1038 (319 amino acids)
Source: RefSeq, a predicted model, not a curated record